Messenger RNA from Naegleria fowleri, 924 nucleotides. RefSeq lists its product as uncharacterized. The transcript has a single exon. Lineage: Eukaryota; Heterolobosea; Eutetramitea; Acrasida; Naegleriidae. The record is from RefSeq and is a predicted model, not a curated record. Gene Ontology annotation, biological process: positive regulation of SREBP signaling pathway. The coding region runs from base 1 to 924 and encodes 307 amino acids.
AUGCAUCCCCGAUAUGCCUUGUAUUUCAUUGUUUUGUUGGCGUUGUUUUCCUCUCUAACGCUCAUUCUCUAUAUUAAAUAUUAUUCAAGCAAGACACAAAUGAUUAUUGCGAACGCGAAUACAAGUGGACAACAUCAUCACGGUAUUUUACAUCCACCUCCGAAUAAUCAAAAGAAUACCGAAAGAAUUUAUGAUGCAACACAAAAAGAUGUUGAAAAACAAUCGGAUCAUGCCUCAUCAAAUAAUAAUGAGGAAGAGAAGCCCUCUAUUCAAAAGCAAACAUCGUUGGGUGAUUCACAACAAUCUGAGACAAACAAAACACAGAACGUUCAACAAGUUGAUUCACGAAAAUUUAAUCACAAAACCGAUAUUAUUGACGGAUUUUAUGAUGAGAAAAUUGAAUUAACUGUUGGGGAUGUUGUAAAGGGCGUGAUGAAUUCAAAAAUUGAUGAGCAAGUAACAGAGGAAGAGGCAGUAAAUUUCCAAUUCACAAGAGAUCCUUCAAAACAUAUCAAAUGCAGAAACACUGUCCAAGGAGCUGAUUAUAUUACCGACUCUAGAGGAUAUAUUUGCAGUAUCAUGCAUGUUGAUCCAAAGACCCACUGUUGCAGAACAGACAUCAACCCAGAACAAGCCAAAAAGGAUGGUCUUCCUCCCGUGGAGAGAUAUUCUUGUUCAACCUGUAAUACUAACAAUCAAUGUUGCUCUUCGUAUGAACAUUGCGUCAGUUGCUGUAUGGAUAUUGACAAGAGAGAUGAUUUGCGAAAAAUGUUCCAGCAGAGAAAGGACGACAAGUUAUUUAAGGGUGUAAAGACGGUUUUUGAACUUUGUUUGUUGAGGUGCAGGACUACAUCAAGAAGCGUACAAAACGAAAAUAGAUUUAAAGAUCCAACCUACAGAUACUGCUAUGGAUCCAUCAACUAG